GAGAACCUCAGCAGCAUCGUGGCCAGCUGCAACGAGAAGAACCACAAGUUCCUUGUCAGCGCCAGCUUCGGUGAGAACGAGGACCCUGUCGACUCCAUCGUCUCGCGGUUCGUACAGGUGGGCAUACCGGAGGCCAUGCCGGCCCUCCGCCUGCUGGACGGCACCCCCCAGUCGCACCUCGUCAUCUACGAG
Prorocentrum cordatum is the source of this 192-nucleotide messenger RNA. The record is from the annotation of a GenBank genome assembly. NCBI's taxonomy places the organism in Eukaryota, Dinophyceae, Prorocentrales, Prorocentraceae.